AUGCUCGCCGUUUCCCCUGCUUCGCUCCGUUUCGCAGGCGUGAGCCGCGAUUACGCGGGAGGCGCGGAAGGGAGGGAGCAGCGGUUUAUCGCAAGGCGUGGACGGGAGGUAGCAGCGGAUUCGCGCGAGGGGCGGACGGGAGCAAGGAGCAAUUUCGCGCGCGUGGCGGACUGGAAUGAGGAGCGACGGGGAGGGGGAGGGUGCGAGGGGGACGGAAGGAGCCGCUUCCACCUGCUUCCCGUCGACCUCGCUUUCCCCCUCCCGUCGCCCUCGCCUUCCCCCUCCCGUCGACCUCGCUUUCCCCCUCCCGUCGCCCUCGUUUUCCCCCUCCCGUCGCCCUCGCCUUCCCCCUCCCGUCGACCUCGCCUUCCCCCUCCCGUCGCCCUCGCCUUCCCCCUCCCGUCGCCCUCGCCUUCCCCCUCCCGUCGCCCUCGCCUUCCCCCUCCCGUCGCCCUCGCCUUCCCCCUCCCGUCGCCCUCGUUUUUCCCCCUCCCGUCGCACUCGCCUUCCCCCUCCCGUCGCCCUCGCCUUCCCCCUCCCGUCGCACUCGCCUUCCCCCUCCCGUCGCCCUCGCCUUCCCCCUCCCGUCGCACUCGCCUUCCCCCUCCCGUCGCCCUCGCCUUCCCCCUCCCGUCGCCCUCGUUUUUCCCCCUCCCCCUCCCAGCCUAA
Closterium sp. Naga37s-1 is the source of this 669-nucleotide messenger RNA. The record is from the annotation of a GenBank genome assembly. NCBI's taxonomy places the organism in Eukaryota, Viridiplantae, Streptophyta, Zygnematophyceae, Desmidiales, Closteriaceae.